This is a messenger RNA of Helicoverpa armigera (cotton bollworm), 898 nucleotides long. RefSeq names its product glutathione S-transferase 1. The transcript has 6 exons. The record is from RefSeq and is a predicted model, not a curated record. Gene Ontology annotation, molecular function: glutathione transferase activity. Gene Ontology annotation, biological process: glutathione metabolic process. NCBI's taxonomy places the organism in Eukaryota, Metazoa, Arthropoda, Insecta, Lepidoptera, Noctuidae. Bases 167 to 820 code for a protein of 217 amino acids.
GUUUACGUCAAUAAGUUCCCGGCAAUGAGAUUUUCUCAUCGAUAAAUUACAUGGUAAGGCAACGAUGAUUAGGACACAAUAUUCUUAUAAAAACCAUUCGUUUAAUCAACAGUAGGCGCAGUCGUGGAAGACUUCUUAUACAGAGAGUUUUUUAAAAGGAUUCAGAAUGGGUUUGAAACUUUACAAGAAAGAUACUAGCGCGCCAUGUCGAUCAGUCUUCAUGGUGAUCGAAGCUCUACACUUGCGUGGUGUCGAAUUAGUUGACAUGGACUUAUUAGGGAAAAAAGACCAUUUGAAGGACGACUUCUUGAAGAUAAACCCACAGCACACUAUACCAACUUUAAAAGAUGAAGAUUUUGUUAUUUGGGACAGUCAUGCGAUCAUUACAUACUUAGUCAACAAAUAUGCUAAGGAUGAUUCUCUUUACCCAAAAGAACCGAAGAAAAGAGCAGUUGUAGACCAGAGACUACAUUUUAGCAACGCCAUAUUAUUUUCAACACUAAGAGAGACCAUGAUACCCCUCCUAUAUCACGGUGAAAAAUCCUUCAAACAGCAGAACUUGGAUAAAAUAAAAUCAGGAUACGAAUUUCUUGAAAAUUUCUUCAACGGCCAGUGGCUAGCCGGAGACUCACUAACACUAGCUGACAUCAGCACUGUUGCCAUGAUCAGCACUUUCAACGUCAUCUUACCCAUCGAUAAAGCUUCGUACCCCAAUCUAACCGCAUGGUUUGAGCGUUGUACAAAACAAGACUUCUACAUAAAAGCGAACGUUCCUGGCCUGCAAUAUUUCCAAGACUAUGUAAAAAGUGUUGUUAAUUAAAUGAAAAAUUGAAUGUUUGCUUCUGCAAUGUAAAAUAAAAUUAAGUAUUGUCAUCAUAAAUGUUUAACUUUUUUAUUA